AGGAAACAACAUUAUAACACAGAUCAGAGAAUAGCGCAGUCUGGACCCUUUAAACACGGGAAGUUUACGCUGUGGCUCGCAUCUUCCUGGUCUGAUCAUGCGCAUGCAGAGGUCUAUAAUCACACAGUAGUUCCGUUCAUUCUGAUCCAGGUGCAAACGCGACCAAAACAGCCACUUCUUCCGCUCCGUGCGCCUUUACGCUCCUUAUUACGAUGCAGUGAGCGAAAUCGGCUCGUUUUUAUUCUCUUUUGGGGAAGUCUAAUUAUUUUGUUUUCGUUUUUGGUGGAUUAAAGACACGGAGAGAUGUCCACGACUGACGCGAACCAACUCUUGAGCGAGGAGGAGCAGAGGAGCCGAACCGGAGCCGAGCCGGAGGUCCCAGACGCCGGCGUGCUCCAGCCGCAGACCGUCUUCGUGAUCCUGGAUUCGGCAGAGUCUCUCAAUCUCGUCCGAGUGGAGUCUGGGAUCGUGGCCGACAUCGAGGUGGACAGUCUCCUCCCCUCAGACACAGAUACUUUCUACGAGAUCAAGAGUCAACCAAUCAGCAUCAGUUCGUCUGGAGCUGGUUCGUCUCUGUCUUCUUCUCUGCCCUCAGCCAUGUCCUCCAGAGUUCUUCUUCGCCAGGACCUGAUGAGGCAGCAGGCUUUGGAGCAGCAGCAGAAGGAGCUCCAGAAACAAAAGGGCCCCGCUCAGAGCUCGGAGCCCAUCCAGGUCUCACUGUCCUCGGGCUCAGGGGCAGCAGCACAGGUCCCUCUGGAGGUCCUCAAGGUGCAGACUGGUCUGGAGAACCCAACCCGGUACCACAUCCAGCAGGCCCAAAGACAGCAGGUCAAACAAUACCUGUCCACCGCCCAGAGCAAAGCAGCCAAUCACAACGCAGCAAAGAGGCAGACAGGUCCCGCCCCCAAGAGAGACUCCGCCCACAAGACCAGCCCGAAACAAGAGAUGGAGGAGGCGGUGCUUGAAGACAUCAUCAGUCUGGAGUCCAGCCUGAACGACGAGUAUCUGACCCUGUUUGAACCGGGACUACAGCUCGCCACAACGAUGCCAGAUGUGGGGGCUCUGGACAUGUACAGCGGCAAAGGGUUGGCCACGCCCUCUGUCACUGUGAGCAACAGCUGUCCCGCCGAGCUGCACGCGAUCAAACACGAGAUCCACGAAGUCGAUACCAAAGCCCUGAUCAAAGAAAGACAGAAGAAGGACAACCACAACCUCAUUGAGAGAAGGAGACGGUUCAACAUAAAUGACAGAAUCAAAGAACUGGGAGUCCUGAUUCCCAAGUCUAGUGACCCAGAGAUGCGCUGGAACAAAGGGACCAUCCUGAAGGCCUCUGUGGACUACAUCAGAAAACUACAGAAAGAACAGCAGCGAGCGAGAGAGCUGGAGGACAGACAGAGGAGGCUGGAAAGUACCAACAGAUCAUUACUACUGAGAAUACAAGAGUUGGAAGUUCAAGCUCGUCUUCAUGGCAUCUCCUCCUCCACCUCCACCACCUCCUCACUGGACCCCCCCAUGACACAGCGUCUUCUGCCCCCCCCUUCCCCGGCCCUGAACCCGUCCAUGUCCCCAGCCUUGGUCUCUCCUCUGGGGCUAGACUCUCUCAGCUUCACCGAUACCUCUCUAGAAGACCCCCUGGACGACGAGGCUCGGGGGGUCAGGAGCAGCGUCUUCUCCCCGGGUUUGGAGGCUCUCUCUGGGCUUGGCGAUGGGCUGGACCUGGGUCUGGGGGUGGACGUGUUGAUGGAGGAAUGCGGGGCUGAUCCUCUUCUUUCCUGUGGGGCCUCCAAGUGCAGCAGUAGAAGAAGCAGCUUCAGCAUGGAGGAAGAUCUUUGAGGUUACACUCUUUUACAAUGGACUUUUACCAGUAUAGAUGUUUUAAAGGUGCACUUUUUUGCUAGAGGGUCCAUUAAAUGCUUUUCUCAUGGCGAUGUUAUUGCUUUGUCUGGAAUGUUUCACAGUAUGGCAUUAACCAAACCAGAAGUGACAGGUCAGAAAGUCACUCAUAGUCAGAAUGUCUCUUUUUCUUUGUGUUUUUGAGCUCUAAAACCACCUGUAAUUGAAUAAAUAAUGUAAUAAAUGUAACGUAGAGCUGUUUAAUGCCAUACUGUGGAACAUUCCAGGCAGAGCAAUAAUAUAUCCAUAGAAACAAGCAGAUGACAGACCCCCCACCAGAAAAGUUUCACAAUGCACCUUUAUUAAGUCAAGCUACAGUUAUCACAAUAUCAACAAACUAACAGUAUCAUACAUGUAAUUCCACUGAUGGCCACCAGAGGCUGCUGUGAGCUCCACAAACUGGGCACCGCUCGGUUUAGGAAGUAAAUUUUAUUCAUUUUUCCAGGUAACUUUCUAAAACAAUACAUAAAUAAAUGUUUGAAUGAUUACUUGGGGAUUAUUAGAUAUGUUGAAACUGAAGAAAGACCUAUAAAUGUAUUUAAAAUCUGUCUCUGAAACUUUAUGAAUUGUAACAUUUCGUCAACAUUUUUUAGGGAGAAAAUGAAUGCACAAUUUACUUUCAUAACCACAGCAAGCUCUGAAUUGGAUUGGACCAUAGACUGUAUAUAUAAAUGGACAUAGCUAACCCUCUACAUCAGGCAUGUCCAAACUAUGGCCCGGGGGCCAAAUGCGGCCCUCAGACACAUUUUUCUUGGCCCUCAGACUUCCAGGUGAUUUGGCCCAAAUUACCUUGCAUCAAUUAAAUUUUUUUUGAAAAUCUACCUUGAUAAAGCCAGUGUUGAAUAUUUAUGUAUGGUUUUAAGGAUCUUAGCAUGAAUAAAGACUGAUGGCUCAUUCUAACGUGUUAAACAUGCACAUAUUUCAAUUAUUAGCUGUAUUGAGCACCAGUCUACGGCUCUCGAUCGGCCCUCUGCUUUGUCUGUGUUUAGAUAUGUAGCCCUUGAUGAAAAAAGUUUGGACACCCCUGCUCUACAUGAUCCUGGGGUUUUUAUUGUGCUAUUUUGUCAUGAAAAAAUCCUAUUCUAUCCUAUUCCUAAAACGGAUCUGGCUCCAAAUUGACGUCACAUUCGCUUAGUCCACUCCUUUAUACAGUCUAUGGAUUCCUUACAACUGAUCCUAAAGUUAAAAUAAAAGGACUGUUUAAUCACAUCAACAAACAGCAAAGGAUUAUGGGUCUAUUUACACAACUAUUUCAUCACUUCAGUUAAUGCAAAUAUAUUUUUUAUCUUUUUAAAUGUGCUUUAUUUUGAAAUGCUGCCUGAUCACAAAAUUGUAAGUCAAAUGAGAAAAUGUGUAUCUUUUUUUCAUUAAAUGUAACUUUUUUGACAGAGAUUCUGACACUUGGUUGUUAUAGCAUUGCUUGAAAUGUUCCACAGUAUGACAUUAAAACAUAUCUAACUUGCAUUUAUUCGAUUAAGUACUGUAUGUUUUUAUUGCUGGCAAACACCUUAAAAAAAACAGGCAUUCUUACUGUGAGCGGGUUUGGCUCUCUGCACAUCUCACCUGAUACUUCUAGUCUGGUUUAAUGCCAUACUGUGGAACAUUCUAAGCAAAGUAAUAACAUCUCCAUGGUGAAAAGCAACCGUCAGAUCCUCCACCAGAAAAAGUUACAUAGUUCUCCUUUAAAUGUUGUAAAUAUGAGUUAGGAAAAAAAAAAAAAAACUUUGCUAUUACAGUUAGAAAUAUAAUAUACCCAAAAUGGAGCCUGGUAAAUCUGUGUAUCAUUUGUUCAUUCGUUUUUCAAAAUAAAACCAAAAAUAAGAAAAAGAA
Messenger RNA from Boleophthalmus pectinirostris (great blue-spotted mudskipper), 3723 nucleotides. It is a transcript of the gene tfe3a, whose product is annotated as transcription factor binding to IGHM enhancer 3a. Gene Ontology annotation, molecular function: RNA polymerase II cis-regulatory region sequence-specific DNA binding; protein dimerization activity; DNA-binding transcription factor activity, RNA polymerase II-specific. Gene Ontology annotation, biological process: regulation of transcription by RNA polymerase II. The transcript has 11 exons. NCBI's taxonomy places the organism in Eukaryota, Metazoa, Chordata, Actinopteri, Gobiiformes, Gobiidae. The coding region runs from base 304 to 1833 and encodes 509 amino acids. The record is from RefSeq and is a predicted model, not a curated record. Gene Ontology annotation, cellular component: nucleus.